GUCAGGAGCAUGUCUACGGCCAAUGCCACGUUCUCUCUCCCCUUCACGGAACCCGGCAAGACGAGCACCUCUUAAGACUUCGUUCAGACAUCACUGCAUGGGAAUGUCGAGCUAAUGCCGCGAAAUUCACCAGCAAAGUACGCCAACAUGGCGCGCAUUGCCGGCGGCCUUCAGAAACUCCACACCGUGUUCCUCUCGCUGGCAGUCCUAUCCCUCCUUCCCUUCGCAGCAUGCAGUCCCCAGAUCCGGCACCGCACCCCCAAAGCCCUGGUCAUUUCUGUGUCCGCUCUCUCCUCCCUCAGCAGGGGUAUGACCUCCCUUCAGCUGGAGUUGCUUGAUGAUGGCGCGGGAGACCCGAAUAUUGACAACCCCGCCGACUCCAAGCUCACCAAGAUGUGUCUGCGCAUUGCCUGCGCCGUAUCUUCAAGUUCUGGGGUUGUAGUUUCUUCUGCUGGGUCUUUGUCCAUCCGGGGUUGGGGGCUGCGUCUGGACAGUGGCUGGAUGUCGUGAAUUUGAUUGGGCUGACCGCGGUUGUGGUGGGCAUCUUGAACGCUGAAUCAAGUCUGUUUGGGGGUUUGUUUUUUUCGUCGGGGGACGGCCAAGGGGAUGCGGGUGUGGAGAUGGGCAGAAGGAGAAGAGAUGCUGAGGAGAGUCAGAGCGUGAGGGAUGGGAGAAGGGGGGAUGAGGAGGAGGAUCGGAGCCAAGCAAAUGGCCGUAGUGGGGAUGGCGAU
This is a messenger RNA of Parathielavia appendiculata, 731 nucleotides long. RefSeq lists its product as uncharacterized. NCBI's taxonomy places the organism in Eukaryota, Fungi, Ascomycota, Sordariomycetes, Sordariales, Chaetomiaceae. The record is from RefSeq and is a predicted model, not a curated record. The coding region runs from base 115 to 510 and encodes 131 amino acids. The transcript has 2 exons.